AUGUACAUGAACCAAUCCAAGUUCAUCGAUGUCCCAAACCUCAGGAUCCCAGUGUCCACCAAGAUCGCAGCAAACCUGAAAGCGAAUCCAAAGCCAGAAAAGAAGCGACUGUUCUCUACCAUCACAACCACUGCGACCAAAGUUGGAGACGAAACCCCAUCAUCGCCAGAAAACACCCGUUGCAAUCCCAUCAAAGACCGCGGUACCAUCAGCGCGAGCUGGUUCUGCCUCUCGUCUGCUCUGUUGAUCGCUCUGUGUAUUCUCGGCGGCUUCCAGGCAUACUUCUUGUCCAAAGUGGCUGGGAUUGAUGGAAACCCUUUGAGAGUCACAGAGACGGAAAUAUCUACGGUGACGAAGACGGAGUGGUCAGCUACGAAACUGGAGACGACCACAAAGGCCGCAUCUGUUGUUGCCUCCGCGACUGCAAAUGUUGUGGUGGAUGAGUCGAGUAUCGCUUUUCAGCCUGUUCAAGCUAGACAGGUGGAGAGUUCUGCGAAGCUACAGAGGAGGAGCGGAGAGGGUGUUGCGACGUCAACUGCGUUUACAGCUUGA
This is a messenger RNA of Aureobasidium uvarum, 552 nucleotides long. NCBI's taxonomy places the organism in Eukaryota, Fungi, Ascomycota, Dothideomycetes, Dothideales, Saccotheciaceae. The record is from the annotation of a GenBank genome assembly.